CGCGUUAAGAUGGCUGUGCUUGAAGUGAUUUCGGGAUUAAUUCUGUGCAUUAGUGCCUUGAUCUGGUGGUGGCAGAGAUCAGCAAGGCUCUACUGGGAGAAGAAUGGAGUGUCCUAUAUCGAAGGACCUCCCUUUAUUGGCGCGUUGAAGGAUUCCAUGACGUUCAGAAAAAGCUUUGGGGAGCUUUUCUUGGAGAUCUAUAAUCAUGAAAAGUUUAAAGACGAUCCUGUGACUGGAGUCUACUUUUUCCAUAAACCAAGCUUGGUUAUUCGUCAUCCUGAAUUGAUCAAAAAUAUCCUUGUGAAGGACUUUUCAAAUUUUGUCGAUAGGCCCGUGAAUUCUGAUCCUUAUGACGAUGGAAUUGGCAGGGAUAAUUUAUUUUCGGUAAAAGGUCUUCGUUGGAAAACCAUUCGAGCUAAAGUUUCACCCGUCUUCACAACUGGAAAGCUCAAGAACCUUUUCCUUCUCUUGGUGGAUGUUACGAAAAUAUUGGAGCAAAAGCUUCAAACAGAAAUUGGAGAUGAACCAAAAGAAUACGAAAUGAAGGAAUUUGCAUCAUUCUUUACGACAGAUACAAUUGCCUUGUGUGCCUUUGGGGUACAGGCAAACAGUCUCUUGAAUCCCAAAGCCGAUUUCCACAUUAACGUUAAAAGAACAUUUGACUUUAAUUGGAAGAGAGGUUUUCAGUUUGCUUCAUGCUUUUUCCUCCCAGAACUUGCUACAUUGUUUCGUUUUGCAUUCUUCUCGAAAGAAACUAAUGAAUUUAUAAGAUCUUCAAUUAACUAUGUUAUGGAAGAGCGUAUUAAGAGUGGAACAAAGCGCAAUGAUCUCAUUGAUGCUCUUAUUUCCAUGAAAGAGGAAGAUUCUGAGCUCUUCAAAGGAGACACUCUCGUGGCUCAAGCUGCUAUUUUCCUGGUUGCUGGCUACGAAACUGCCUCAUCUGCUACGUCUUUUGCUUUGUACGAAUUGGCACGGCAUCCAGAAAUUCAAGAGAAGGUCAGGAAGGAAAUUAAGGAAUACAUGGAGAAAUACGGAUCUGUCCAAUAUGAAACUAUACAUGAAAUGGAAUAUUUGCAUUGCGUGGUCCAAGAAACUCUUCGCUUGUACCCAUCUCUGCCAUUUUUGGAUCGAGUUUGCUCACCACCCGAUGAUGAAGAGAAUUACUCUCUGGAGCCCUAUCAUACCUUUGCAAUUCCAAAGGGAAUGCCCGUCUACAUUCCCCUCAUUGCCAUUCAAAGAGACGAAAAGUACUUUCUGAAUCCAGAAGAAUUUAUUCCUGAGAGAUUUAGCCCAGAAAAUCGAGACUCCAUCAACCAAUACAGCUACUUAUCGUUUGGUAUUGGACCACGGAAUUGUAUCGGAUCGAGAUUUGGGUAUUUGCAGGUGAAACUGGCUCUCAUCACUAUUCUUAAUAACUACAGAGUUGAAGCUACAGAGAGGACCCCCAAAACAAUUGAAUUUGAUAAGAAAGCUCUCGUUGUGCAUUCUCAGGAACCACUUUAUAUGAACUUAACCAGAUUAAGUCAGGCUUUGAUUUUGGGAUUAAUUUUGAGCUUCGGAGCCUUGAUCUGGUGGUGGCAGAGAUCAGCAAGACUCUACUGGGAGAAGAAUGGAGUGUCCUACAUUCCAGGACCUCCCUUCAUUGGUGCCCUGAAAGAUUGCUUAACGUUCAGGAAGAGCUUUGGAGAGCUUUUAAUGAAUAUCUAUAAUCAUGAAAAGUUUAAAGACGAUCCUGUGACUGGAGUUUAUUUCUUCCACAAACCAUGCUUGGUUAUUCGUCAUCCUGAAUUGAUCAAAAAUAUCCUCGUGAAGGAUUUCGCUAAUUUCGUUGACAGAACUAUGAGCUCGGAUCCACUCGUUGAUAGAAUUGGUACGGAUAAUUUGUUUGCGGUGAAAGGUUUACGUUGGAAAAUCAUUCGGAAUAAAAUUUCACCCAUCUUUACAACUGGAAACUUAAAGAAUCUCUUCCUUCUCAUGGUGGAUGUAACGAAAAUCUUGGAACAAAAGCUCCAAACAGAAAUUGGAGAUGAAUCAAAAGAAUACGAAAUGAAGGAAUUUGCAUCAUUCUUCACAACGGACACAAUUGCUCUGUGUGCCUUUGGAGUACAGGCAAACAGUCUCCUCAAUCCUAAGGCCGAUUUUCAUAAGAAUGUUAAGAAUGCAUUCGAUUUCGCAUUGAAGAGAGUUUUUCAAUUUACUUCGUGCUUUUUCCUCCAAGAAAUUGCUAAGUUUUUCCGUUUUCAAUUUCUUUCGAAGGAAACUAAUGAAUUCUUGAGAUCCUCAAUUAAUUACGUGAUGGAUGAGCGUAUGAAGAGUGGGAAGAAGCGUAAUGAUUUGAUCGAUGUCCUCAUUGCAAUGAGAGAGGAAGAUUCAGAGCUGUUCAAAGGCGACACUCUUGUAGCUCAAGCUGCUAUUUUUCUAGUUGCCGGAUAUGAAACAUCGUCUUCUGCAAUAUCUUAUGCAUUGUUCGAAUUAGCUCGACAUCCAGAAAUUCAAGAGAAGGUCAGGAAGGAAAUUAAGGAAUACAUGGAGAAAUACGGAUCUGUCCAAUAUGAAACUAUACAUGAAAUGGAUUAUUUGCAUUGCAUUGUUCAAGAAAUUCUCCGUUUGUAUCCACCUCUCCCAUUCUUAGAUCGAGUUUGCUCACCACCAGAUGGUAAAGAGAAUUACUCCCUGGAGCCCUAUCAUACCUUUGCAAUUCCAAAGGGAAUGCCCGUCUACAUUCCCCUCAUUGCCAUACAAAGAGACGAAAAGUACUUCCCGAAUCCAGAAGAAUUUAUUCCUGAAAGAUUUAGCCCAGAGAAUCGAGACUCCAUCGAUCAGUAUACCUUCCUGGCUUUUGGGCUAGGACCACGGAAUUGUCUCGGAUUAAGAUUUGGGUACUUUACGGUGAAAUUAGCCCUCAUUACGAUUCUUCGCAACUACAGGAUAGAAGUUACCGACAGAACCCCAAAGAUUAUUAAAUUUCAAAAGAAAGCUCUCGCUCUUAUUUCAGAAGAUCCACUUUACAUGAAUCUAACAAAAUUAAGGCCAAUACAGCUGUACGUAUCUUGCAGUUGAAUAUCAUUCCUUUCCGCGUUAAGAUGGUCGUGCUUGAAGUUAUUUCGGGAUUAAUUCUGUGCAUUGGCGCCUUGAUCUGGUGGUGGCAGAGAUCAGCAAGACUCUACUGGGAGAAGAAUGGAGUGUCCUACAUUCCAGGA
Molecule: messenger RNA, 3200 nt
Organism: Lutzomyia longipalpis
Lineage: Eukaryota; Metazoa; Arthropoda; Insecta; Diptera; Psychodidae
Exons: 7
Coding region: 10-3060 (1016 amino acids)
Biological process (GO): response to DDT; insecticide catabolic process
Molecular function (GO): heme binding; monooxygenase activity; iron ion binding
Source: RefSeq, a predicted model, not a curated record